AUGGACGACACAAAGACAGCAAGUCUUAUAGCAAGUGCACUAAGUAAACUUGUUGCAGAACUCGUCUUAACAUGCAAGAAUGCUAAAGAAAUCUGGGACAAAUUACGCGCCCGAUUUAAAUGUAGCAGUACUCCGCGUUUGAAUAUGUCAAUUGAAAUAUUUUUCCGUGUUAAACGUGAUGAAACGGAAGACAUUAGUGCACAUGUGGCCAAACUGCAAAAGUUAUUUGUGGGCCUGAACAAUGAAUUAGCAAAACAUGAAGAAAAUACGCUAAGUGAAAGAAUCUUAAAUGGUCGAAUUUUGUCUACACUGGGAAAAGACUACGACAAUUUUAAGGAUCUCUGGGCUACGAUACCGACAGAAAAACAAAGCUUGAAUUUAUUGAUUGAAAAACUCUGUCACUGGGCAGCAGAGUAUUCACAGAACGCUCGUGACAGCAAUAAAAGAAAAGAGAAGAAGCGAGAAAGUUGA
Schistocerca gregaria is the source of this 471-nucleotide messenger RNA. RefSeq lists its product as uncharacterized. Bases 1 to 471 code for a protein of 156 amino acids. The record is from RefSeq and is a predicted model, not a curated record. Lineage: Eukaryota; Metazoa; Arthropoda; Insecta; Orthoptera; Acrididae. The transcript has 2 exons.